Messenger RNA from Arctia plantaginis, 1743 nucleotides. Lineage: Eukaryota; Metazoa; Arthropoda; Insecta; Lepidoptera; Erebidae. The record is from the annotation of a GenBank genome assembly.
AUGAAGAAACAAAAUGUUCGCACUCUAUCAUUAAUUGUGUGCACAUUUACAUAUUUACUGGUUGGUGCCGCUGUGUUUGACGCAUUAGAGUCUACUACUGAAAGGAACAGAUUUGAAGUACUGCAAGCUAUUGAGGGAAUGAUUAUCAGGAAGUACAAUAUAACAGAGGAGGACUUCCGUGUGAUGGAGACUGUGGUCCUCAAGUCAGAGCCACACAAGGCUGGUCAACAGUGGAAGUUUACCGGGGCGUUUUAUUAUGCUACUACAGUUCUUACUACUAUCGGAUAUGGGCACUCGACGCCGGCAACGAUUGGCGGCAAGCUGUUCACGAUGUUCUACGCGAUAGUCGGCAUACCUCUGGGACUCAUCAUGUUCCAGAGCAUCGGUGAAAGGGUCAAUAGACUCAGUAGCGUUAUAAUAAAGUCAAUAAAACGCGCGAUGAACUGCAAACAAACCAGCGCGUCGGAGGUGGAUCUCAUCUGCGUGGUAACAACGCUGUCAUCACUCACUAUAGCGGGCGGAGCCGCGGCGUUCUCCAAGUUCGAAGGGUGGAGUUACUUCGAUAGUGUAUAUUACUGUUUUAUCACACUCACUACCAUCGGUUUUGGAGACAUGGUAGCAUUACAAAAAGACAACGCACUCAAUCACAAGCCUUCGUACGUGAUGUUCGCGCUCAUCUUCAUACUGUUCGGGCUGGCCAUAGUGGCCGCGUGCCUCAAUCUUCUCGUGUUGAGAUUCGUCACAAUGAAUACAGAAGACGAGAAGAGAGAUCAAGCGCAGGCUGAACAGGCGCAGCAGGUGGCGGUGCGGCUGGAGGGCGACGUGAUCACGGCGGACGGCGAGGUGCUGCGCGGCGUGUCGCGCGGCACGCGCCUCGCCGGGGACCCGCGACACGUCGCGCCAGGUGACACGUCUUUGGUGCCUUUGUAUGUGGAUGAUGAAUACGCUCCCAGCGUUUGUAGUUGUUCCUGCAACUGCUUUGGACCCAACAAAUCAAUACCAUAUCGCGAUCCACUCUCGCCGGGCCCGCCAACCAACAUAAAGCACAUCAAAUCGAAAAACUACCGAGAACUGGGCAGCAUACCUCGAUACAUAGAGAAAUCAUCAGCCAAGAACCGCUCACAGUCACUACGACUGAACUCAGCAUCGGGCUACUUGUAUAUGAACGCGAAGGCCAACGACUUCCAACUCGACCCAGAAGACUUCAGGGAAAUGGUCGCCAAAAGACGAGAACAGCUCCGAAGAGGGAUGAUGAUGUACGAAAUGAGAUGUAACAACAAUGAACAAUAUCUACACCCGUACAGACACAGCCUCAGUACCAGAUUAGAAAUGAGUCCUCACAGUUCAUCUCUAUACUCGAUGAAUUUGAGAUCAGAGAACCGUAGCAACGAUCCUUUAGUAGAUGAUUACGAUUCAGAAAAAUCCAGUUACGCUAAGAAGAAGUUGAUGAAGAAUAUAGCAAGAAAUACGAGCAACAAGAGAAUGGAGAACUACUUCUAUGAUGAUGCAGUGUUACACUUCGACGAUGAAUAUGCAUUCGAUGGAUCGAUAUUAUUCGCUAAGAGAAGAAAAUCUUUAGAGAGGAAUUGGGAGGAUUAUAAUUGUGAGAUGCCGAAGAAUGCAGACGCCGUCUCGCAAGACGGCAGUUACGGCUACUACCUGCCCGACGACGAGGAUCAAGACCUGUACUUCGUGAACGAUACGUUGACCUUCCAAAUGCCACCGCACAGAGCGAGCAUAUAG